CUUCCUGUUGAAUUGAUUCCAGCAGUGAAGCCGUUUGAAAGGUCGCCACUAACUUUUUACAUUAACCAUCAAAAGACAAAGAGGCACCAAAUACCUUCGUCGAAAUGUGUUAACAGAGAGGUUGGCAGCAAGUGAGUCAAGUUCACAGUGUUUAUUCGUUACGCGUCAACAUGUUCGAGCCGGACACAGCAGCUAUCCUUCCCGGCGAGGAGGAGACGAAAUCUAUUGUCAUAGACGAUGACGCCAAGGCCUCCUUGGGCCACACAGAGGACACCUUGCCGCCACUGACCGCUGGGCUAGUGGGGCCGCCAUUUGCUUGCCCUCUGCCUGUGUCCGUGGAGCCCGUCAUGUUCCUGUCAGUGUUUGCUGUGGUUCUCCAGGCACCGCUGUCCACUCAGUAUCUGUGGGACAGAAUCAGUGAGGACCUCGGCUACAACGCCUCCAAGAGGCCGGCGUGUGGAAACAGCUCCGCUGAACCCGACGCUCUUCAGAAGGAGGUGGAAAAACUGACAGCGCACUGGAACCUCUACAUCAAUCUAGCAGGCUUUUCUGUAGGCUUGCUCGUGGUGCCGCUCCUGGGUUCAUGGAGCGACUUUGCAGGUCGUAGGCCAGUCCUCAUCGUUCCCAACUUGGGCCUGGCUAUACAAGUGGUGGUGUAUCUUGUGGUGAUGUACCUGAAGCUGCCUGUGGCCUACUUCCUGGUGGGCAGACUGCUCAGUGGACUAUUGGGUGAUUUCAAUGCUAUCUUGGCUGCGUGCUUUGCGUAUGUGGCGGAUACCAGCGAGAGAAAGUCCCGCACCUUCAGAGUAGCGAUCUUAGAGGCUUGUAUAGGUCUUUCAGGGAUGUUUGCCAGCAUCAUUGGAGGGCAUUGGAGGCGAAUGCAAGGUUACAUCAACCCCUUCUGGUUGGUUUUGGCCACUAGCCUGGCAUCAGCUCUGUAUGCCUUCCUGUUUGUCCCCGAAUCUGUUGUGAAAGACCCGAGCGCCAAGCUUCUCAGCCCUCGCCAUCACAAGGCCGUGUGGCACAUUUUCUCCACUGGAGGCUGUGAGGGUGGCGGAAGAUUCCAGAGAUGCAAGCUGUGGCUCUAUAUGCUCUGCUUCUUCCUGGUGGUCACCGUGCACACGGGGAGCCGCGAGCUGUUUGUUUUGUACGAACUGAGCCCGCCGCUGUGCUGGGGGCCGACCCUCAUCGGCUACGGCUCAGCAGCUCUACACCUGGCCUACCUGAGCAGCCUGCUCGGGCUGAAGGUCAUGCAGUAUUGCCUAGAGGACUCGUGGGUGGCUGUCAUUGGACUGGCCUCCAACAUCACUGGGCUGGUGGUUUUCGUUGUAGCCAACACCACCAAACUCAUGUUCGCAGGUUACGGUCUGUUGUUCUUCUUUGUGGCUGCUACACCUGUGCUCCGGUCCAAGCUGUCCAAGCUGGUGAGCCAGUCUGAGCAAGGUGCACUGUUUUCCUCUGUGGCCUGUGUGGAGAGCUUGUGUUUCCUGGUGGGUAGUGGUCUUUUCAACGCCCUCUACCCAGCCACACUGCACUUCAUGAAGGGCUUUGCUUUCCUCUUUGCUGCCAUCAUCCUCUUCGUCCCCGCUGGAAUAAUUGGGAGCCUGCGGUGUUUAGAGCGGAGAGAACUAAGUGACUCCACAGCAUCCUGACCUCCACAAUGGCAAAGAUGUGAGGUUCCUCUUCUUGUGUGAGAGCAUUCCAUAGAUGAGUGAUCAUGCCCAGUUUUACUUGAAAGUGGGAAGAAUCAACCAUUUAGUGACUGACUACACGAAAAAGUAUGCUUGAACAUGGAAAAGCACAAUGAAGGGAAAACUUUUUAACUAGAUCGUUGUUGCAUUUGUAAGAUGUUUUUAGGAUUUUAUUCCUUUGAUUUAUACAUAUGUGAAAAGUGCCUGAGAGCAUUACUCAGCUAAUGAAUUUUUUUUAUAUUUUUUUCAAUUAAAAAAAACAAACAAAUGUCAAUUUAAGUAAUCAUAUUUUAAUCUGUCCAAUCAGCACAUGCACUGGCAAUAAUCAGUAGAUGUGACUGCUCUGUUAUUGUUUAAAUUACUUUUUUAAAUCUCAAGGUAAAAAAAAAAAAUAUGUAAAAAGUUACUGUAAUGUACAACGGUAAUUUCUAACAUCAUUUUAAAUGGAGACGUACAGUGUUUUAAUUAGUGGGCUAUAAAAUGUUAAUUUAUACUUGGGUACAUCCUUAACUUACUGUUUGCACAUGUCAUGCGGUACAUAUUAAUUUCAGAUAUGUGCGCAUGAAUACAUGAUGAUGUCAAUAAUUGACAGCAGACCAAAAGGGACCAGUAGCAGCAGUUGGGGAUUACUGAGUUACAGCUCCACCCCCUGCUGACCUCCUCAAAGCAGAUGGUCCAACACUGGAUAGUCCCCAAGCACACAGGCAAAACAAAACAUGACUCAGGGUCACGUCCUAGAAGUACUGUGAGCUGCCAAAUCAGCUUUAAAAUGCACUAAGGGAAGUGUAGAGGUCAUGCAGCAUAUCGGCUUGUUUGGAUUAAUCUGCUUGUUUUCUUCAAUCUGAAGGCACUGGACACACUUUACAAUACUGUCAAUACCGUCUUUGUACAUGUAUACAGCACAUAUAAUAUACAGGGUGGGCCAGUAUACAGUAUAUAUUAGGGCUGUCAAAAAUACCGUGUUAAUGGCGGUAACUAUUAUAUUUCAUUAAUUACGCUCAAUGUUUUAGCAUAAUUAACCCACACGCAUCAUGGUAAGUCACGGCUCUCUGUUAUGACAACAGACGGCGGCACAGUCUAGCGCCUCACAGAGGCACUCAGUGUCUGACGUGUUAAUAUUUGCCAUACAGUUUAUACUUUAUUCUUACCUGAACACAACAGCAGUGCAGCUCCAACACCAUAUAUGUUUCUCCUACUCCAAACAAACACGUCUCUAGUCCAUUCAUUGCAACAACGCUUCUUCGUUGUCAUAAGACAAGACCGCGAGAUGCUUUCACUGACACUCCAAACAUCACAACGUCUUUAUUAUGCGUGUAUGGGUGGUCUAAAUAAACAGAAAUGUAAUGAAAAUCAAUAAGUGGAUAUUCUUAUCACACUCACUUUGUUACUCUUACUGCGGAAGUACAAUUUGCAGCGUGUCGGCAGGAGACGCUCCCAGUCAGUCGAGCGGAGCGCUCAUAAGUCACACAGCAACACUUACAGAUUUUGGAACUCGGUACACACAUGAGGCGUGCCGCAUUAUAAGGCGCCACACCCAUUUUGGACAAAAUUUAAGACUUUUAAGCUCGCCUUAUGGUCGUGAAAAUACGGGAUGCUGGAAAAUACACUGAAAACAAUUCAAUUUACCUUUAAUUACAUGAUGCCUUUGAACGCAACCCCUCAUUGCUCGUAGUAACACCGUUUAAAGUGUUCAAAUGUUCUGCUGCUAUGAAAGAGACGAGUGUUAGACAAACAGAUUUUUAGACUUGUGUGGUAUGUUUUAGCUUGACUGACAUAUUCAGUUCAUUUGGAGCUGUUAAUACAUACAAAUGUAUAUAAUCCUGUCCUGACAUUUAUCUUUCAUUUUUACUGUAUUUAAUGAACUUUCUGUUCAUUAAAUACAGUUAAAAUGAGCAUAUUUAAGACAUAGUUGAUCAUGGUGAUUAAUCGUGAUUAUUUCAUUUAAAACUGAUUAAUCUGAUUUAAAAUUAGUAAUAAUUUGACACCCCCAAUAUAUAUAUAUAUCUAUACUUGUUUUUUCUUGUACUUUUUUAUAUGAAUUUAGCCUCUUUCCCGCUUUUAUUUAGACUGGUAACAGCAGUAGCAUUUAUUAUAUCAUAUUUUAGGAAAACAGUUGUUGCUGUUCAAUACAAGCAUACUUCUCCAGAUUCUGUGAGCCAAAACACAAAAGAAAAUACAUUUUUAUUGGGUUUUUUUUCUUUCCCUGAAAAACGCUGACAAAUUUUGGAGAUACAUGCUUUUCAUUCUGUAGAAUCACCUUAAAACCUUGCAAAAGAGUGCAUGUAAUUUUUAUAAUACAUUUGAUAUGCACUUUACGGCUUACAUUUUUAAAUUUUAAAAAAAUGCUGCACAGAAUGUGUUUGUCAGGCUACAGUUCUUUUAUUGAAUAAUAAAAGAUGGCGUUUGACAAAGAUGAAAUCCCUUACCCACCUCUCUGCAUCACCUAAGGUGUUAUGUCCCUGUGCUUCCUGUUUGUGUUCUCUCUGUUGUACAUGUAUUUUAGUCCUUUACACUUUACGUUAAAUACACAGACGAUGCGUCUCCCCCAGGCGACUAAUAUUUGCUCAGUAUCAAUACCCACCGCAGUGGAGAAUAGAAGCAAAUCUUAAAUCUGAAUCAGUAGUUUCACAGAUGACAUGACAUCCUAGUGCAAGUUCCAAAGCCAGGGUCCAAUGCACCGUGUAUAUAUAGCAAGAAUUAUGAGAAAUAAUUAUGAAAAAUUGCUAUGUAAACUUAAAUGACAUGAGAUUGGGGUAUACAGUAGUUUACGUAUGAGCAUGUUGAACCGUCUACUGUUCCUGAGACACAAAAGGCGUAUUCUGUACCUGAUAUCACAUCCUCACCGGUAUGAAGCGAUUAAGGUUAAGGGGUCACAGCUUUUAUGGGCAGUCCUCUUUUAGUCUUCAUUGUAUUGUUUGCAAUAUAUCAUCACACAAGUGUGGUCUUAACAUGGUCAGGUUAGCGUCACAUGCGCAUGGGAUGAGCAGGAGAAGACUGCCGGCCAGUUCGGUAGAUUUUUGGCGUCAUUUGGGAGUUAUUACAACCUGGAUGUUUUUAUUUCUUCUUCUGCUCUUUGGAGCUAUCCAGUAGGUCUUGGUUUCCCUUAAGAAAGCGCAGGAUCUUCUCAAUUGUGGCCUCCUGAUAUUCAUGGGACCACCUGUGUCAAGAAAAAAGGCACGAUUUUGCACAUAUGAUGUACCGUACACAAUAGGCAAACAUGAUCAGUUGUCGCUUGUAUUCCUCAAACAUGAAUAAGUGUAUGAGCAGAGCAGAGAGAGUGUACUGGUCGAGAACAUAAUAGCUACUUACUUGAUACCAUUGAAGUUGAGAAUUGAUCUCAUGUCCUCUGGCAGAGACAUUGGGUCAGGCCAAGCAAAAUUGUCUGUGACCGGAACAAUGUUCUUCUUCCCCGCCAAGGCUGUGACUAUUUCCUGCAAGUUCCAGUCAUUAAACACGCAGACAAAUUCAGACUAAAGACUACAGAUGGAAAUGAGCUGAAUGCUAAAUCUGGUGCACCCAUUGAUUCUAAAUGAAUAAUGUAAAGUGCACAAAAAAUAAUACAAAAAUAUUUCCUAUCAAGAGAUUAAAUUGAAUCACUGCACUUAUAUGAAAAGAUACUCCAAAAUCAGUCAUCUGACCUUAUGCACCCAGUCCUUCAUCGCGGUGUCUCCCAUGCACUUGUCCAGAGCGUUGGCAGACAGGACCAGGAUGAAGUUCCGUGCACGUUGGACGCUUUGAAUCAGUUUGUCCUCAAAUUUCCCGGCCUCCAGCUUCUCCACAUCGAUGAAGACGCUGAACCCCCGAACCUGCAGGUGCACCUUCAGGAGGCUUUUGGUGACGAAGAAAUGAGGAAUGUCCUUGUAGUUAUAACAAAGCGUCACUUACGUUCUCCACUAUUGUGGUGUAGUUCUGACCUUGCCAGUUGUGAUCCCGUGGUGCGGCGGUAGCUGAUGAACACAUCAGGCCCUGCAGGUUGGGCGUCUGUGUUGCAGGGUCUAAGCGGCUUACGACUCACCGCCAAGAUCUUGGCCCUGUGGACUCCGUUGAGUAUGUGGCAGUCGUUCAGGAGCUGCUGAUCCGUCAGGCUCUGGAUGUUGUUGCGGUCCACUCCCGACUGGACGAGGCCGUAGGUGUAUUGACGGAAACGAGGGUCUGCCUCCGUCAACCAGUCGGCCAUGUUGUGUGGGUCGCAUGUGGCGUAGUUGGCGUAGGUUUUUAGCACGCGCAGGUCUCUUAGGAACCUGAAGCAAAGACAAUACAGAAGUACCACCAAAGAAUUUUUAUAUUUUAGGGAAAAUAGGUAGUAAAACCAUCAUUAUAUGAUGUCAUGCAACACAUCAGCAAUGAAGGCCCGGAGCCGCACAGAAACCACUGAUGUAAAGGGACCACUGAUGUAAAGCACGUGCGGUUCUGGUUUUGCUUUUACUCGGUUCCUGCACAGGAAAGUUUGUUUCACUUGCCUUUUUCGGCAGAGGCCAGCAGUCAUGCCAAGGUCCGUAAUCAGAUCCUGCUCUGUGAUGUUCAGCAGGAGGUCUCCAUCCACCUGCAGCUCCUGGUUAAUGACAAAUAAAUCAAUAAAUAUGCCAAAUGAUGAUGUCAUGAACAGAAUUAGUAGAAAAACUGACCUGGAAGCGAUCGCAGAAGGUACUGAAGCCGACCUGCUGCAGCCAGGUCUGCACCUCGCACGUCUUCCAGUUGGGCACACUUGACAGAAUACGCUUGGGUACUUCCUCUCCCAUCAUUCUCAACGCCCGCUUGGCCAGGGAACUUGCUGUGCCGUUACUGGAGUACAUGACAAUUCUUUUUAGGCUUUGUACCGCUCCAAUCUCUUGGAAAAUCUGGAAAGAAGGGUGAGAAGGUCUCAAAAGAUGGUGGACAGAGAGUGGACAGUGUGUGUACCUUAGUAUUGCGUUGACGGGAUUUGAUGCUGGUCUCAACACAGAGGUAGAAGGCCGCGAUGCACUUGCCCUCCAGUCGAGUGCCAUCCAGCAACGGCAGGAGGUGCUGCAGGUCGGAUGCCGUCUUCCCCUGCAUGCAGUCGGCGCUGUCUGACAAACUGCGAGCAAAGUCGUCUGGAUCCAGCGAUGCGAUGAAGGGCUCCACGAGCUCCAAGGUGCCAGAUUUCACCACCUCCUUUUCAAUUUCCCUAUUGGCCGCUAAAACAGUAACAGCCAGGCACGCGUGGAAGCGGAUGAGUUCAUCCUCUUUGGAGAAGGCCAGAGGAAAGAGCCACUCGGCCGCCUGCUUCUCAAUCAUCCAUCUCUGGCAGCGGUGGCCUCCGUACAUGGCGCAGUUGGCCAAGGCCACGGCACAGUGACGCAGCACGGUGGGGUCCGUGCCUCUGCACCAGUAGAGGAGAGCAUCCAGGGCGCCGUUAGUGAUCAGGUGGACGGACGUCUCCUCUGUGUGUUUGAACAUGUGCUCCAAGAUCCCUGACACGCUGCGAGCCAGCUGCGCAUCCUCCUGUUGUCGAGUCAGGUUGAGGAUGACCCCCAGUCCCAGGCGGGCUACAUAAUCUCUGUGGAGAUAAAUAUUCUAUUUCACCGCGUACACUCGCUCAGUUUGGCUGAACAAGAGGAUUUCACAUUAAAGGCACAUGAGAGUCGAGAGAGUCGGCUGUGGUAUGAUGUCUUUACAAAUACCAAUGCAUGGUUGUCGACGACCACAGUGUAUCCCACUGGGCAUCCUCUAAUUAGUUUCCAUUGAUUUACUGAUUGGCUUGCCACAAUGUAAUGAGAUACAAUACAACUUUACUUUUGAUUAAAAUCAUCACCUACUUCAUAACAUGGUUUAUAAUUGUAGUGCAGCAUACUGACAGCUGUUUCUAAUAUUUUGGUCUACAUAUCCCAGUCAGGAUAGGCUCCAGCUCCCACUCCAUCCAUGACACUGAACAGAAUAAGUAGCAUAGGACAUGGAUGUUCUCUUAUAUCCGGGGUGCACAGGGACAGGAAGUGCUUCUGGAGUUACGCAUGUAUUGGGUUUUCUUCUCCUUAAAGGCACUUUUCAUAAUCUCAUAAAAUCAAAAUAGAUCUUUCCCAUGUAGGAAUGAACAACGUGACAUUAAACAUGUAUUUCUAGUAGUCUAUAGUGGAGAGGAAGAACGGGAGUCAAUCAAACCAAUAAAAUGACAGAAGCACGUGUGUACCAGGGUGGGACUAGCAAUAAAAAGCUAAUGUAUUACAAAAGCAUCUUGAUAAUAUUGUCCUGGUGUCAUUCCUUAUGUGUUUAUUGCUGGUUGGCACGGCAUGUUAUUCACUAUUGUACCAUUCCGCUUGGAAUGCUAUAAAUGUUCUCUAUCAUAUUGUGGCACGACGGUGUGUAGAUGUGUAUGUAAAAUACCCGGAGAAACAUUACGCCACAUCCCACGAGACCACAUUGUCCGUGGGAGGUUCAUUGACGUAAUGAAACUGUUUAUGUUGAAAUGGUUUUUGUGGGGCGUUCAAAUUGCUGUUCAUUAGUAUUAUUAUUAUAAUUAUAUAUGUGCCCUACAGCCUUCGGCGUGUGCAUUAAUCCGGGCUGCAAAUAUAGCUCACGUGAUGCAAUACAGUGUAAACAACCUCUACAAGCGUUGACUUGCAAAAGAGAAAUAAAUAAUGAAGUAAAGGUUAAAAAUAAGCCUUAAACCUGCGUAACGUAUGCUAUUAGUUGUAAGAGUGGAAGUAUGUGCAAGUGUGCAUUCUUUACAAAGGCAGCUGUUGCAUUGGCAUUAGAUUGUGCAAGUGUACCUAAUGUAUUGGCCGGUACCUGUUCUCUG
This is a messenger RNA of Dunckerocampus dactyliophorus (ringed pipefish), 8445 nucleotides long. It is a transcript of the gene slc46a1, whose product is annotated as solute carrier family 46 member 1. The transcript has 6 exons. Gene Ontology annotation, biological process: transmembrane transport. Bases 171 to 1652 code for a protein of 493 amino acids. The record is from RefSeq and is a predicted model, not a curated record. Gene Ontology annotation, cellular component: plasma membrane. NCBI's taxonomy places the organism in Eukaryota, Metazoa, Chordata, Actinopteri, Syngnathiformes, Syngnathidae. Gene Ontology annotation, molecular function: transmembrane transporter activity.